This is a messenger RNA of Spizellomyces punctatus DAOM BR117, 2660 nucleotides long. RefSeq lists its product as uncharacterized. The coding region runs from base 53 to 2575 and encodes 840 amino acids. Lineage: Eukaryota; Fungi; Chytridiomycota; Chytridiomycetes; Spizellomycetales; Spizellomycetaceae. Gene Ontology annotation, biological process: mRNA export from nucleus; protein import into nucleus; ribosomal large subunit export from nucleus. The transcript is spliced from 10 exons. Gene Ontology annotation, cellular component: nuclear pore. Gene Ontology annotation, molecular function: structural constituent of nuclear pore. The record is from RefSeq and is a predicted model, not a curated record.
UUGGGAGAUCAGCAUUUGCGUGUGAACGACUCGCCAAACUGCAAGUAAAGGGAUGGCAAACACUGUGCUACCUUCGCCGGGCUAUUGGCUCCAGACUCUAUCCAAUCAUCCAGUACUCGACACAUCCUCUUCCACACUCUUGGACGAUUCACAAACAACUCCUGAUGUCACCCUCCCCGACAUCUCCAGCAUAGCUCUAGAAGCUCCAAGUAACCAUACUCUGGAUGUAUCCGGCCCGGACUUUAUGGAUGAUAUGGGUGACAGCUUUGCUACCCCUGAUUCUCGACAGUCUUUGAUCGCAGUACGCGACGGUUUAGCUGUCACUUGCCUUAAUUCUUCUCCACCGCGAAUUCGGCUGCUCAAUCUUCGAAAAUGGAAGGGUUCGCUAGAUGAGACUGGAGACGAUGUGGACAAGGCUUUGGAGACGGCUGACUUUAAGGAACUGGUCUCGCCAACUCUGAGUUUCCGCGUCCGUCAGAUCCAGAUGAAUGGCACUGGAAGACUUUUAGCUGUUGUUGGAGAGUAUGAGAUCGUUGUCCUCUCUCUACCUCGGAUUGCCUGGACAGAUGGCAACACGAGAGAACGCAUACGAACCAACUCAUGGCGGAUAGGGCCCAUGACCCCUCAACCCAUAGUCAAGAUUCAUUGGCAUCCACUGAGCGAAUCUCACACGCACCUGAUGGUUUUGUCUGAUGAUGGAGCUCUGAGAAUAUAUGACGUGACUGCCAAUGCUAACGAGCCGGAACAAACUCUACAUUUCCUCGGUAGUGAACCCAUCGAUACCUGGAAAGCCCCAAAUCGCUCCGGCAUGUUCGGCGCUGAUUUGUGGGAACGUGAAUUUGUCUCGUUUUGCGUGGGGCGGGACGACGGGAAUUGGGGUUCAAUGACAAUGUACGGUGUUACGCGAAGUGGAGAUGUAUAUAGUUUAUGCCCGGUGGUACCACAGCGCAGUAUCUUCAUACCGCAGAAAUUGCAAGACCUGAAGGCUGCUAGUGCUCUGGAGCAAGAGGAACAUGAAGAGCAUGAAUGUUAUGGCCCCUAUACAGAGCGGCAAUACUAUUGGCGGGAGCAAUGGCUAGAUGAACUACUAAACGAAAUCAAUCAACGGAGCAUAAAGGAGACACUACCUGGGGAGCCUGUAGGACUGACUUUGCCACGGAUGACAGCAAAGGUUAAGUGCCGAGCCCGCGGACCAUAUUUAAUUCAGCCAUCCCCAGAUGCUACAAUAGAUUAUCAGGACGCAACUGAUAUCUUAUGUUUGGCGACGAAUCCGAUCAAUGUAUUGAUCAUAUCAUUUGAGUCGGGAAUGCUGCGGACAUGCAUAGACUUGGAGGGUCCGGUACCUCUCUGGAAUAUCAAUGCAGAGGCGUUACCAGGGGAAGCGCCGUUACCCGUACUGAGAAUUCAUGAAGACAUUGAUAUCUCCUGGCGAGAAAGCUCUGGGUCGCAGCAGACAGCUCCCGUACGAAUACCAAGCAGUUUAGCAGCAGAUCCACGACACGAUGCCAUCUUCUAUUGCUACCAUUCUUUCGGAGUCCAUCGUGUGAGCGUAGAACCUUGGGUUUCACCGUUACGUGGUCUAUCGGAGGCACAAGCAGACGAGGCACAGUUGGCGACCGAGUUGAAGUCAGCAAUGGAGCAACAUAUUGAAAGCGACGUUAGUCUACUCUUUAGUACCAGGACAUUUAUAAGCACGGAUGUACCGUCGGUUGUAGGGUUCGCGGUCAUCACAGAAGCAUCCCUUGGAUACUGUUACCUACUAUUAACAUCUCACCCCCACUUAUACGGAGACAUUCUUCCCAUGCAUGUAAAUAUUCCCUGGAAGAUCUCCGAAGUCACCGCGAAUGAAAUGUACACCCCAUCCAUGGAGCCUCCAAUAUUCGAUAUACCCGAAGUAGUUCGUAAGGCACCACCACCCCUACGGUUGCCUACCGGCGCCUCCGCUAAGCAGGUUCUGGCGAAGUGCACACAUCCUCCGACAUUGUGGGCAUUUUUUGAACAUUUGAAAGCCAGGAGAUGUGACAUCUUGGACCUUCAUGAGGCGAUCAUUGCUCUGAGAACUCGCUUGGAACGGCAGCAAUCGGAGUUGAAGCAACAAGCGGGCGCUCUGAUGCUCUUGGAUGAGAAAAUAAAACAAAACAAAGAACGCCUGAAGCAACUGCCAAAGAAAAUGCACACUUUGCGGGUCAAGGAAUACGUUCAGCGAAAAUCUCUUGGCAUCAUACUUCAGAUAUUGAUCGAAAACUCUCAGCCUCUUACUGACGCUGAGAAGCAAUGGAUCAAAGAGCUCCAUCACAUUCGUAACGCUCUCCAGAAAAGACUGAAACCUUGGGCAGAAAAUGUUCAGGAACAGGUCCAUUCUUUGCUGCAGGACCGCAACCCCGUGGAAGAUCCAGACAAGGAUGCGGAAUUGGACCAGCUGGCUCUCGGCCAGACCCAAAUGCGCCGGAUCGAAACCGCUUUGCGACAGGAGUAUAAACUGUUGGCUGGUACAGCCCAAAAAUUGACUAAACUGCAAAAUAUCGUGCAGAAGAUGGAAGAUACCAUCAGACUGAAAAGCAUGCAAUCUCCUUGAGAAUAUUUGCACAUUCGCGAUAUGUAAAUAAUCCUACUGCUAUACAAACUGUCCCAUUUUUAUGCAUUGCGAACCAUUGUGAUUU